AUGCCUAUUGUAUUACCAUCGAUUGGACCAUUAUAUACUACUACGACGACAUCUGGAUCUCGAUGGACAUAUUUUACAUAUGAGAAUGAAGAACAACGUGAACAAUAUGAAGAGGAUAUGGCUCGAUACUUUGGUGUACCAUUACCUAGUUGUAUACGUCGUAAACCAGAGGUACAAGAAGAAGAAGAAGCAGAAGAAUUAACAAUGAGUAAUCUACGUACACCUACAAGUGGCCAUUUACUAAGUACGAGUUUUCCACCAUCAACGUCUCCUAUGAAGAAAGAUGGAGCCAGUAGCAAUAAAAUGACAUUACCACUCUUACAAAAAUUACAAUUGGAUUCACCAACAUCACCAUCGGAUGUUUUGAAUGAGAUGGAACAUUCAAGUGAAGAGGAGAAAAAAUUACGUGUCAGUCGAGAACGAAACCGAUUACAUGCACAACGCACACGAAUUCGUAAACGUGAGUUAUUGGAGAGUCUUAAGGAACGUAUUGAAGCAUUGCAAGAUGAAUUUCAGCUCUUGAAACAAGCUUAUGAUUUUCAUACAACAGCUGUAUGUCUUUUAAAACUUGGAAAUGUUCAUGAUCUUCCCUGUGUCUAUCGACUAGAGCAAGUUGGGAUUGAUGCAAUGGAGGAUAGAGACAAGGAUGGACAGUUAUGUGAGAGUGUUCACACGACGUGUUCAUUGCAUGAAAGUGACUACGAUGACGAAAUGCAUGAGCAUGGAAUGGAUGUGAACUCAAGGACAAUGACGACACCUGCAUGUAUCCCGAUUGUACUCGUCUGCUCGAAGGAAGAACGUGAACGCGUGCGACGUGAACGUAACCGCUUGCACGCACGAAGAGCUCGACUACGCAAGAAACUGGUGCUUGAAAAAAGUCAGCAGGCUGUUCAUGACCUUCGUGAGCGCAACGACCGUCUUCGCAGUCGCCUGAGCGCGUUGGUUUCGUCUAUCUACGGCUUGGACGCCUGUCUUGAUGAUCCUGACGCCACGUCAUGA
This is a messenger RNA of Peronospora belbahrii, 999 nucleotides long. NCBI's taxonomy places the organism in Eukaryota, Oomycota, Peronosporomycetes, Peronosporales, Peronosporaceae. The record is from the annotation of a GenBank genome assembly.